AUGGCGACUUUUCCGGUCGACCAGAUGAGCAACGUGCCGAUCGCCCUGCAGGUCCUAGGAUCGGUACUGGUAGCCGUUCUGAGCAUCCUCAUUUGGAGAAGGUAUCUGUCUCCCCUGCGAGAUAUCCCUGGCCCUUUCGCUGCAUCCUUCACUCGCCUGUGGCACAUGAAGCGGAUCCUGAAAGGCGACCAGAACCUUGAACUAAUCCGUCUCCACGAGAAAUAUGGUCACUUUGUGCGUAUCGCCCCAGAUGAAGUCAGCGUCAGUCACCCGGAUGGGCUGAGAAAGGUCCUCCUUACGCCACUGCGCAAGGGCGACUGGUACAAGAUUGUGCACUUCCCGGACAGGCGCUUCAAGAACCCCAUGGGUGAGACAGACCCGGCGACCAAGAACGAGCUGAGCAAGCAUGUCGCCUCGGGCUAUCUCCUCAGCAACCUGCUGCAAGCAGAGCCAGCCGUCGAUGACACGAUCGAGCUGCUCCUCGGCUGGCUGGAUAAGCACGUAGAUGAGCGCAAGCCUCUUGACCUGGACCGCUUCUUCACCUAUACCACUUUCGACGUCGUCGGCGAAGUAAUCUUCUCCAAGUCCUUCGGCUUCCUGCGCGAGGGCAAGGACAUCGGCGGAGCCAUUGCCAACUCCCUAGCCCAAAACAUCUACGUCGCUGUUGGUGGCUACAUGCAAUGGUUCCACUUGCUGCUGUCCAACCCGUUGGUGACAUGGCUCGACAUCCUCCCCUUUGGCCACAUCAUCGACACAGCGAUGGGCGCAAUAAAGGAGCGGGAGAAGAACCCUGAGGCGCGCUUCGAUGCCGUAGCACAUUGGUUCCGAUACCUCGAGCAGAAUCCGGACCGCAUGACAGCUAGAGAGAUACAAUCAGCCGCUGCCAAUGCCGUGGCCGCGGGCGCGGACACUGUUGCGUGUGGCCUGCAGUCCUUUGUCUACCACAUGAUCCGCCGCCCGGACCUUUGGCAGCGGGUGAGGAAGGAAAUUGACGACGCGGGAUUGUCGGCGCCGGGGAUGCAGAAGAAGGUGGUGCCAUAUUCUGAAGCACAGAAACUUCUUCUCUUGCAGGCCUGCAUUAAGGAAGCCCUGCGGGUGUUUAGCCCAGCUCCGAUGGGUCUUCCGCGUGUAGUCGGUGAGGGUGGUGUUACAAUUGGUGACCGCACGUUCCCAGAAGGGACGACUUUAUCAGUCAGCGCCUGGGUGAUACACCAUUCCAAGGAGUUCUGGGGUGCGGGCGCGAGUGAGUUUCGUCCGGAAAGGUGGCUGGCUGGCGCGAAGUCGGCAGCCCUCGACAAGUACUACAUGCCUUUCGGACUUGGUUACAUGUCCUGUCCUGGGCAAAAUAUCACUAAGAUCGAGCUCUCCAAAAUCUGUGCGACAAUUGUUCGGGACUAUGAUAUUCGCCAGGUCGACUCUAGCCAGGAAUGGCAAUGGAAGCCGUACUUCACUGUUGCCCCACACUCAUGGCCCUGUUAUGUCGAGAAGCGGCAAUAG
Messenger RNA from Diaporthe amygdali, 1497 nucleotides. RefSeq names its product Pisatin demethylase. NCBI's taxonomy places the organism in Eukaryota, Fungi, Ascomycota, Sordariomycetes, Diaporthales, Diaporthaceae. The record is from RefSeq and is a predicted model, not a curated record. The transcript is spliced from 2 exons. Gene Ontology annotation, molecular function: iron ion binding; monooxygenase activity; heme binding. Bases 1 to 1497 code for a protein of 498 amino acids.